AUGUUCUUGAAGACACCGAAGGAAGAUGAGGAAACUCUUGCGGUGGUACCCGUCAAUAGUUGCCGGGUUUGCCAUACCGAAACCUUUUGGAAAGUCAAUCUUCUUUCGCUUGUUCGUUAUGAGCGCGAACGAGCAAUCGCCGCUGCUAAAGAAGCGGAUCGUAUUCAAAAUCUGUUUCUACGUAAGGCAGCCAUGAAGGAAAGAGACCUACGCAUGAAUUUCCAGCGGGCAUUGCAUGCGCACGAUGAAUAUGUGAAAUCUUGGAUGGAGAGAAAUCGCACCAUGCGUGGACUUAGCCGUGGCCGGAGUCGCCGACCAAACUAUUAA
This is a messenger RNA of Ostertagia ostertagi, 327 nucleotides long. The record is from the annotation of a GenBank genome assembly. Lineage: Eukaryota; Metazoa; Nematoda; Chromadorea; Rhabditida; Trichostrongylidae.